Messenger RNA from Coccomyxa subellipsoidea C-169, 1209 nucleotides. Its product is annotated as cytochrome P450. Lineage: Eukaryota; Viridiplantae; Chlorophyta; Trebouxiophyceae; Coccomyxaceae. The annotation marks the transcript as partial. The transcript has 8 exons. The record is from RefSeq and is a predicted model, not a curated record. Gene Ontology annotation, biological process: sterol metabolic process. Gene Ontology annotation, molecular function: monooxygenase activity; heme binding; iron ion binding.
CUACCAUUCAUCGGAGACUCGACUCGAUUCAUCUAUGAUGGCCCGCGCCUUGGUCGAGAGCGCUUUGGCAAGCUCGGGCCCGUCUGGGAGACUUGGUUUUUUGGGCAGAAAACAGUCGUCGUUGGAAGGCCAGACAUGAUCAAAUGGUGCCUCAACAGAGAGGGUGACCUGCUUGAAGCAAACUGGCCCACGUCGACCAAGGUGCUUCUGGGGCGUCAUGCGGUGGCAGUGGUGACGGGCCCGCACCACCUGCAGCUGCGCAAGAUUCUGCGCCCGGCCUUCAGCGUCAGCUCUGUCAACGACCUGGUGCCGCGCAUGGCCGCCAUUGCGCGGCGGUGCUGCGACAAGUGGGCCGCCGAGGGGCGCGGCAAGGGCCUGCUCCAUGCCAAGGAGUUUACCUUCUCGAUCGCACUGGACAUCAUGCUGGGGUUUGAUGAAUUACUGCUGACUGCAGAGACGAUUCAGAAAUGCACCGAUGCUUUCCACUUGUGGAAUGAAGGCCUCUUCAGCUUCCCCAUCAACGUGCCCGGCACAGGUGUCCACCUGGCCAAUCUAGUGACCCCCAAGCACAGAAGACCUCGUAUGCUUGUGUCGGCGGACAAGGGUGAGCAGGUGUCCUGCGCAGAGGGGCUGCUGGAUAUAAAGGAUGAGGAAGGCAACUGCCUGACUGACGACGAACUCAAGGACCUGUUCAUGACCCUGCUGUUUGCCGGUCAUGACACAUCGGCGUCGGCCACUAUGCGGCUGUGGUCUGAGAUCGCGCGCCACCCGCACAUUUGGGACAAAAUCAUUGCAGAACAGCAGCAGGUGGCCGCAGAGCACGGCCCGGAGAUCGACGGUGCAGCAGUCAAGGCAAUGACAUACACGGAGGCCGUCGUGCGCGAGAUCCUGCGGUUGCACCCCAUUGCCGGCGGUACCUUCCGCCGCGCGCUGCAGGACUUCGACCUAUUCGGUUAUUACGUCCCCAAGGUCGCGCCCGUUCCUCACAAGCUGCCAAUCAUUCCGGCUUCCCAUGCUCGUGAAACCUCGCCGCCACAUGUUUGCAAGGCGCCCUUGAGCUUCUGCCCCGAGCGCUGGCUGGACGAGGCCGGGCAGAAGACGGGCGCCUGGAUGCCCUUCGGCGGCGGCCCUCGCAUGUGCCUCGGCUACCUGCUCGCCAUUGCUGAGCUGAAGGUGCUGCUGGCAGUGAUGGCGCGUGGAUAUGAGUGG